Molecule: messenger RNA, 3177 nt
Organism: Lithohypha guttulata
Lineage: Eukaryota; Fungi; Ascomycota; Eurotiomycetes; Chaetothyriales; Trichomeriaceae
Gene: SLA2
Product: sla2 Src-like adaptor 2
Exons: 3
Coding region: 1-3177 (1058 amino acids)
Biological process (GO): actin filament organization; clathrin coat assembly; endocytosis
Cellular component (GO): actin cortical patch; clathrin-coated vesicle
Molecular function (GO): phosphatidylinositol-3,5-bisphosphate binding; clathrin light chain binding; actin filament binding
Source: RefSeq, a predicted model, not a curated record
AUGUCGUACGGAAAUCACUAUGGUUCCGGCACGAGGAAUAUCGAUCUUACCAAGACUGAGGCUGAUCUUGCUAUCAAUAUUCGCAAGGCAACGAGUAUAGAGGAGACUGCGCCUAAACGAAAGCACGUACGAGCAUGCAUAGUGUACACAUGGGACCACAAGUCUUCCAUGUCCUUUUGGGCAGGCAUGAAGGUGCAGCCGGUUAUGGCGGAUGAGGUCCAGACAUUCAAAGCUCUACAGGUCAUUCACAAAGUGUUGCAGGAAGGUCACCCAGCCGUAGUGAAAGAGGCACAGCAAAAUGUCAACUGGGUUGAAACACUUGCAAGAGGUGCUGGUGGAGGUGAUGGUCUGCGAGGAUAUGGCCCAUUGAUCCGCGAAUACGUCUUUUUCCUCCUUGCGAAGCUUGCCUUUCACCGUCAGCAUGUCGAGUUUAAUGGCCUCUUCGAGUAUGAGGAAUAUAUCAGCUUAAAAUCUAUCAACGAUCCGAACGAAGGCUACGAGACCAUUUCCGAUCUCAUGACCCUGCAAGAUCAGAUAGACACUUUCCAGAAGCUCAUUUUCUCUCACUUUCGUAAUGGAAACAACAACGAAUGCAGAAUCGCUGCUCUCGUACCCUUAGUACAAGAGAGCUAUGGUAUCUACAAAUUCAUCACGAGCAUGCUCAGAGCUAUGCACACCACUACCGGCGAUGACGAUGCCCUCGAGCCCCUGCGCACGCGUUAUGACGGCCAGCAUUACAGACUUGUCAAGUUCUACUACGAGUGCUCGAACCUGCGGUAUCUAACGAGUCUUAUUACGAUUCCUAAGUUACCACAAGAACCACCGAGUCUGCUGUCCGACGAGGAGAAGCCGGCCCUGCCACGAAGACCAGUAAAAGAGAUCGAGAAGCCACCUUCCCCUGUUGCAAAGAACGGUACGCCUGACCCAACCGAUAUGCAGGACUUUUGGUCGCGAGAAGCUCAGAGACAACAAGACGAAUAUGAGGCGGAACAGAGACGUCUCGCGCAGCAACUGGAAGAACAACAACGACAGCAGAUGCUUGCUCAGCAGCAAGCUCAAAGAGAUUUUGAGGAUUCACAAAGACGAGCUCAAGAACAAGCUAUGAUGCAGCAAGAACAACUACGACAGCAGCAAAUGAGUAUGCAGACUCAAGGACGUAUGGCCGAGCUUGAGCAGGAAAAUCUACGAGCUAGAGCACAAUACGAGCAAGACCAGCUUAUGCUGCAACAGUAUGACCAGCGGAUGAAAGCGCUCGAGGAGCAAUACAACCAAUUACAAGGGAAUUUUCACCUUCAGAACCAGUCCAAGGACGAUCAGAUCAAUUCUCUCCAGGAGCAGGUCAAUACGUGGCGAUCUAAAUACGAAGCUUUAGCUAAGCUCUACUCACAACUGCGACAAGAGCAUCUCGAUCUUCUCCAGACUACAAAAUCACUGAAGCUGAAGGCUGCCUCCGCUCAGGAGGCAAUAGAUGCCCGGGAGCGCCUGCAGCGAGAGAUGAAGACCAAGAACCUGGAAUUAGCAGAUAUGAUCAGGGAGCGCGAUCGAGCUUUGCACGAAAAGGACAGAAGUCAGGGUGGCCACAAAGACGAGCUAGAAAAAGUGAGACGAGAACUGCGUUUAGCUAUAGAAAGAGCUGAAAAUGCCGAAAGAGCCAAGGGGUCCGAAUUGUCGUCACUUAUGGCCAAAUACAACCGAGAAAUGGCUGAUCUCGAGGAGGCUAUGCGUGCCAAAACGCGACAGCUUGACGAUAUCCGAUCUAAGCACGGCGAGCGCAAUCUCGACCACGAUGCUGCUCUCAGAGAAAAGGAUGAUGAGAUCGAGAUCUACAAGUCUGGCAUGGAACAAGCCCUUGAAGAGCUUGAGGAACUUAAACUAGGUUCCCGCGAAACUGAUGGUGGACUUGAUGAAGCCAUCGACGAGGUCAUUAAAGGCAACAUUGUGAAGAUUAAUGACAUGAUUGAUUCAGUGCUUCAAUCUGGUGUGCAGCGAGUCGACGACGCUAUUUACGAGUUGGACUCGCCUAUGCAGGCCGGUAACCAGAACGCAACUGCUCCUUAUGUCCUUUCGCAGGUCGAGAAGGCCUCUUCCAGCGCCACAGAGUUCUCGACCGCGUUUAACAACUUCAUCGCAGAUGGACCGAACAGCAACCAUGCUGAAAUUAUCAAGACUGUAUCCGUGUUUGCAGCAUCGAUAGCGGAUGUUCUUACGAACACGAAAGGUCUACUGCGAUUUGCUACAGACGACAAGAAGGGUGAUGAACUGACCAACGCUGCUCGUCAGUCUGCUCUUAGCACAAUUAACUUCUUCCGAGGUCUGCAGUCUUUCCGCCUAGAAGGUUUGGAGGCGAUGCAGAAGUCGGAUGUUGUAAUCAACAGUAACCACGAUGUCCUAAUGAAGCUGCAGAAGUUGUCGAAAUUGGCAGAUGCGUUCGCACCAAAAUCGACCAAGCUUAGCACAAAAGGCGAUCUGGGUGACCUUGUUGAUGACGAACUCACCAAGGCGGCAAACGCGAUCGAGGCUGCUGCGCAAAGACUCGCCAAGCUGAAGAACAAGCCAAGAGAAGGGUACAGCACCUACGAAUUACGCGUCAACGACAUGAUAUUGGACGCUGCAGUAGCAGUCACAAAUGCGAUCUCUCAGCUCAUCAAGGCAGCCACCGAGUCGCAGAAUGAGAUCGUGCAAAGUGGCCGCGGUUCCAGCUCCCGCACAGCAUUCUACAAGAAGAACAACCGAUGGACCGAGGGUCUGAUAUCGGCAGCUAAAGCUGUUGCAUCGAGUACGAAUACACUCAUUGAAACUGCCGACGGAGUCAUAUCUGGAAGGAACUCUCCUGAGCAACUGAUCGUGGCAUCUAACGAUGUUGCUGCUUCUACUGCACAGCUAGUGGCCGCCAGUCGUGUGAAAGCAACUUUCAUGUCCAAGACGCAAGACCGACUGGAACAGGCAUCGAAAGCUGUUGGUGCAGCUUGCAGAGCGCUAGUGCGGCAAGUACAAGCAAUCAUUAAAGAAAGACAGAAGGAGGAAGGCAGUGGAGAAGACUAUACAUCAUUGAGCUCGCAUGAGUUCAAGGUAAGAGAAAUGGAGCAACAGGUCGAAAUUUUGAAGCUCAACAAUGCGCUGGAGGCUGCUAGGGGGCGUCUAGCCGAAAUGCGCAAGCUAAGUUAUAGAGAAGACUAA